Mizuhopecten yessoensis (Yesso scallop) is the source of this 2280-nucleotide messenger RNA. Its product is annotated as autophagy-related protein 16-1-like. Bases 93 to 1751 code for a protein of 552 amino acids. The record is from RefSeq and is a predicted model, not a curated record. NCBI's taxonomy places the organism in Eukaryota, Metazoa, Mollusca, Bivalvia, Pectinida, Pectinidae. Gene Ontology annotation, cellular component: autophagosome membrane. The transcript is spliced from 18 exons. Gene Ontology annotation, molecular function: protein binding. Gene Ontology annotation, biological process: autophagosome assembly.
AGAAGAGUUCCGAAUAACAAUACAUUUUAAUCAAUCAAAUCGUUAACUAUAUACAGUUUUAAAAGUGUUCAUCGAAUCACAAAUGAGGAAGAAUGGCGACUGCUGGUGUGGUCCCUUGGAAGGAGAAUCUGUUAUUACAGUUGAAAUGCCGCAACAUGAAACAGAAGCAGCCUUUUGAGGGCUUGAUUCAAUCACAUAGCAAGCUAUUUGAAAAUGCUACUUUUCUAAAAUCCAAGAAUGUCCACCUGACGUUAGAGACUGAGAAACUGAAAGAAGAAAACCUUAGCCUGCAAAUCAAAGUAGAGAGCGGAGGUGGAAGUGGGGGAGGAAAUGCGGGAGAAAAAAAUUCCAAUCUUGAACACAAGCUUUACAAACUACAAGAAGAGCUGACAGAACUUCACAGGAAAAGGAGUGAGAAUGCUCAACAAAUUAUAGAUUUGAAUACAGCACUUCAGGAAAAAGAAAAGGAACUCCAAGCAAAAGAUAACAGACUGAGUGAUGCCACAGCCACAGAGCUGGCCCUGAAAAACGCCAUAAAGAACUUAGAACACACAAUUAUGGAGCUAGAAGCCACCAAUCAGAUGCUGAAGGAUGAACACCAAGCGUUACAGCUGGCCUUCACUGCCCUGGAGGAGAAGUACCGCAAGGCUCAGGAGGAUAAUCGCGAACUGGUAGAGCGCUGGAUGGACGCGAAAUCUAAAGACGCAGACAAACUUAACGCAGAAAAUGACUAUGUCAUGAGGAAGCGACAAGCAAAACUUCAAAAAGAUUUAGCAGACGCUGCCAGAGAAAGUGUCAAUAUAGCUGAAAGACAAUCGUCGGUGAUGGGCACUCCUAUAUGUUUUAAUGCCUCCUUGCCAGAUAAAGCUGUGUACAAGUUUGAUGCCCACGAUGGAGAGGUAAAUGCUAUACGAUGGAGUCCGUCAGGCACAACAUUUGCUACAGGCGGCACAGACAGAAAAAUCAAACUGUGGGAGGUGAUAGCCGGUAAAUGUGAGAGUAAAGGUUUUCUCACAGGCAGUAACCAGGGUAUCACUUCGUUAGACUUUGACCACGAGGGGUCGUUAAUACUUGGAGCCUCCAAUGAUUUUGCCAGUCGAGUGUGGUCACUGGAUGAUCAGCGCAUCAGACACACACUGACAGGCCACAGUGGUAAGGUACUGGCAGCCAAAUUUCUGGGAGAUUCCAGUAAAGUGGUCUCAGGGAGUCAUGACCGCACUCUGAAAAUCUGGGAUCUACACAGCCGUGCUUGUGUAAAGACAAUAUUUGCCGGGUCAAGUUGCAAUGAUUUAGUUACCUUGCAUGGAACAAAUGUGGUGAGCGGCCAUUUUGACAAAAGAGUGAGGUUCUGGGAUACCCGGUCUGACAGCAGCACGAACGAGAUUCUCCUUCAGGGCAGGCUCACAUCUCUAGACCUGUCUCCAGACCGAAGUUCUUUGCUGUGCAGUACGCGUGAUGACACAUUGAAAGUGAUAGAUCUCCGGAUGAACCAAGUGUCUAAAACCUUAUAUGCGGAAGAUUUCAAGGUUGGCUGUGACUGGGCGAGAGCUGUGUUCAGUCCUGAUGGUAGCUAUGCCCUCGCUGGAUCUAAUGACGGUGCCCUCUUCAUCUGGAACCUUGCAAAAAGUAAAGUGGAAAAAGUCCUCAAAGAUCACAGCCAUGCUGUGAUCGCCUGUUCCUGGCAUCCUGUUGGGACAUACGUACUCAGUGGCGAAAGACAGAAGAAAGUUGUGUUAUGGUCAGAUUUUUAAAUGACUCUUUCCAAAGAUAAAGGACAACGGACAAAUAAGCUUUAUUCAGGAAGUCUCAUGGGAGAAUAUUAGAAUGCAUCUCUCCAGUGUGGUGUAGCCAUAGAAAUCGCAAGAUGAGGAUAAGAUUCUUAAAGUUUAGUGCUAAACUUCGAAAAUCUUAUCCCGAGAGUUUGUUUUCUCUUUCAGCAUCAUACAGGAGUGAUAGAUUACAGGGUAUUUAUUUAUUUCCUAUACUGUCUUACAGCAGCAAUACAUCGUAUUGGUGAACUUACAGCACAGGGCUAUCAUCAGGGGCGCCUGAAAUGUGGGACAAAACUAACGAUGUGAUUGUGACCCUGGUUAUACUGCACCAAGUGAGGACCAAUGAUGAUGUUUUCAGCAUAAAAGUGCUUGUGAGCUGUCUUUUGCUUACAAUAGCAAAGACAGGUACGCUCCCGUGUAGUAUGAGAGGAUAUUACAAGAAAUCUUAAAAUUAAGAACAGAACGUGAAAGAUUUACAGAACAGAUUUUGAUUAAAAUAUACAUGUAA